UUGAUUCACCCUCUCCAGAGCCCGGACAACUGAACCCAAUUAGGGUUUGUGAUUUCAUCCUCAAGAACCUUCCAUUUUUCAAGGUGGCCUUCCAAACAAGCCUUUUUAUUCCCUUUAGACGGAAAACUUGGCAGUGACACCAAGGAGCCACUCCACGGGGAUCGGACUCCAUUUAUUUCAGUUUCGAACAAUCGCCUAUCCUCGGAUUCGCUAUUUCAGCUUGGAGUGUUUCCGGAGAGAGAGCUGAGAGGGAGGAGAUUGGGGGUUUAUGGUGAUCAGCUAUGGAUGUUGACGAGCAUGGUAACAAACGGGUGUUUCAACGACUUGGAGCUUCGAAUGAUAGUGGCAAACAACAUAAGGUUUGUUACCAUUGGAGGGCAGGCAGGUGCAACAAGUUCCCUUGUCCGUACCUACACAGAGAAUUACCAGGUCCUCCUCCCCAACAACACCAACCAUUCAUAAGCAAUGGAUCAUCGUCCAAACGGCCAAAUCAAGGAGUACAUGACGAUCGCAGCUUUUCUGGUGCACGAAGAAGUCCUAAUUUUAAUCCUACGUGGGGGCGAGUUCAUGGCGCUGGUGCGGGCAAUAGAGCUCAAGGUAGUGGCGGGGGCAAUAGAGUAUUUAGGAAGAUUGAGAAGCUUUGUAAUUAUUGGCUUCAAGGAAAUUGUAGUUAUGGGGAAAAGUGCAAGUUUUUGCAUUCUUGGAGUGUUGGUGAUUGUUUCUCGAGUUUGACACAGCUUGAAGGGCAUCAGAAGGUUGUCAGUGGGAUUGCUUUGCCAUCUGGGUCUGAUAAGCUAUAUACUGGGAGCAAAGAUGAAACUGUGAGGAUUUGGGACUGUCAAUCUGGUCAGUGCACUGGUGUGGUUAAUCUUGGUGGAGAAGUUGGCUGUAUGAUUAGUGAGGGCCCAUGGUUGUUUGUGGGUAUACCAAAUGUUGUUAAGGCAUGGCACACUCAAAAUAACACUGAAUUGAGUCUCAGUGGACCCACUGGACAAGUUUAUGCAUUGGUUGUUGGUAAUGAUCUGCUCUUUGCUGGUGUACAGGAUGGAGCAAUACUGGCAUGGAAAUUUAAUGCAGUUUCCAACUGCUUUGAACCAGCUGCCUCACUCAAAGGUCACACUCAAUCAGUGAUCACGCUAGUUGUUGGAGCUAACAGGCUCUACUCUGGUUCCAUGGACCGUUCUAUAAGAGUCUGGAACCUUGAAAAUUUGCAGUGUCUGCAGACAUUGACUGAACAUACUUCAGUUGUAAUGUCUCUUCUUUGCUGGGACCAGUUUCUUUUAUCUUGUUCGCUUGAUGGAACUGUAAAGGUUUGGGUUGCAACAGAAAGUGGAAAUUUGGAAGUAACAUACACCCACAAUGAAGAACAGGGUGUUCUCUACCUCUGCGGAAUGCAUGAUUCAGAAGCCAAGCCAGUCCUUCUGUGCUCUUGCAAUGACAACACUGUCCGCGUUUACGACUUGCCAUCAUUUUCUGAAAGGGGGAAGAUAUUUUCAAGGGAGGGGAUCAGAGCAAUUCAGAUAGGACCAGGUGGUCUUUUCUUUACUGGCGAUGGAAGUGGUCAAGUGAGAGUAUGGAAUUGGUCGACUGAGGCCGCGGCUCCUGCUUGAUAUCCCGUAUUGCCUUUUCAAUUAUUUUAUUUAUCUUUCUUCCUUUACAAUGUGUAAGCUUUUUAGGAUGAGCGAUUGCCUCAAAUCAUAAGCACACACCAGGGAAAAAAAAGAGAGAGAGAGUGUACGCUUCGUGCGUUUUUACAUUGAUGUUUUCAAAGAGCGUGAUAUGUGGUGAGGAAUUGUGACACUCUACAGGCCUAUCUUUAAAUUUACUGGACACUCUUUUUGGCAUCAAGGA
Molecule: messenger RNA, 1851 nt
Organism: Vitis riparia (riverbank grape)
Lineage: Eukaryota; Viridiplantae; Streptophyta; Magnoliopsida; Vitales; Vitaceae
Product: zinc finger CCCH domain-containing protein 48-like
Exons: 10
Coding region: 282-1610 (442 amino acids)
Molecular function (GO): metal ion binding; protein binding
Source: RefSeq, a predicted model, not a curated record